Molecule: messenger RNA, 1150 nt
Organism: Lolium rigidum
Lineage: Eukaryota; Viridiplantae; Streptophyta; Magnoliopsida; Poales; Poaceae
Product: pathogen-associated molecular patterns-induced protein A70-like
Exons: 2
Coding region: 3-1136 (377 amino acids)
Source: RefSeq, a predicted model, not a curated record
GCAUGGACCGCGCGGCCGACGCGACGGCCGCGGCGCUGGGCGCCUGGGCGUCCGUCCGGGGAUUCUUCACCCCGGCAACGCUCUUCAUCGUCGUCAACCUCGUCAUCGGCACCAUCGCGCUCAGCUCCCGCUUCCAGCAGCGACGACGACGCGGCAACGCCUACAACGACGACGGUCAGCACCACGAGCAGCAACAACAACCGUUCCACCACCCGCAGGCGCAGCACCACCAGGAGGACCGGUACUACGACGACCAGCAGCGGCAUCACGAGCAGCAGCAGCAGCAGUACGUGCCCCCACAGCCCGCGCCGCUCGCGCGCACGUCGUCCGUGCUCGACCGGCUCCGCUCCAUCGGCCUCUACCGCUUCCGCUCCGGCGACUUCCCGCCCGAGUACGCCGCGGGGGCGGACAGCACGGCGUCUCCCGCCCCGGACAGCGGAGACGCGCACCACGCCAGGAGCCGGUCGGAGCCUGCGCCGGCGCCGGCGCGGGAGGUGAGGAGGAGGCCGAAGAAGUCCUCCAGAUCGGACACCAGGUUUAAUCCCGAGGUGGCUCCGCCGCCCGCGGUCCAGCCGGCCGUGCUGGAGGAGGACGACGACGAUGAGGAGGAGUACGCGAGGGCGGACGAGUUCACGGACACCAACUUCGCCACGCAGCCGCUGCAGCAGGAGGAGGAGCACUUGUACCGGGAGGAGUACGAGGAGCAGUACUACCGAGAGGAGUACGUCCCUCCUCCGCGGCCCGCGCCGCUGCCCCGCGCGCCGUCCGUCCUGGAGCGGCUCCGCUCCUUCAGCCUCUCCCGCUUCCGCUCCGGCGAGGUCGCCGCCGACGACGCCGCGGCCGCCGUGGCGGAGCUCGAGCGGAGCCACCACGCGGCGCAGUACAGCAGGAGCCGGUCGGAGCCGUCGAGGGAGCAGAGCGCCAAGGGCAAGAAGCUGCAGCAGGAUUCCGCCGAGGCGAGGAUGAGCAAGUCGAGCUCGGUGGCGAGGAAACCCGCGCCGGUGGAGCCGGAGGCCGAGGUGGGCGGCGUGGACGCGCGGGCGGACGACUUCAUCAACAGCUUCCGGAAGCAGCUCCAGCUGCAGCGGCUCAACUCGCUGCUCAACUACAAGGACAUGCUCAACCGCGGCGCCUAGCUAGCAUACCAUGC